UCUAGCAAUGAUCUUUACGAUUCAAGUUUGAUUUCAAUUCGUCUAGAUUUAUUACAAUAUAGUUAUUCAUGUAGUCAACCAUCAUCUUUUGUAAAAAAAAAAAAAGAAAAUUUUUAUAUUCAUUUAAUAUUGAUUAAAUUAUUUAUAGUCAUUUCAAAUUGAAGCUUCAUGUUCUUUAGCAAGUACAUUACGUAUUGAACAGUAGAAAAAUUCGAAUAAAUUUUAUUUCUGAAAAUAAUGUUGUUUUGCUUUUUUUUUAUAUGAAAAGAAAUAUUGAAUUUGAAUUUUGGAAUGAAUCUAAUCCAAUAAUUGACAUUGAAUGGUUAAUUUUCUUUUUAUAUAAUAGAAAAUUUUCUAAUGAAAUUCAAUAUUUUUAAUAGGAUUCGAAAAAAUUUACCAGUAAAUAUUAUUCGUCAAUUCUCUUCUGUCUAUAUCAAACGUAAACAAAAUGAUCCAAUUUUACUUAAAUAUCAAUAUUGUUUUAAUCAGACUUGUCAAUUAAUUAAUAAUGAUCAACUUGAUUCUUUAAUUAUUUAUGCAAUACCUUUAAAUAAACAACACGAAAUAUAUGCUCAUUAUUUAAUUAAUCGAUCAGAUUCUUGUAUACCUAUUAGUCAAUCAAUCUAUCGUUUAUGGCUUAAAUGGUCAUUAAAUACGACAGUUAGAAGCCAAUUUUUUCAAGUAGGAUACUAG
This is a messenger RNA of Rotaria sp. Silwood2, 693 nucleotides long. Lineage: Eukaryota; Metazoa; Rotifera; Eurotatoria; Philodinida; Philodinidae. The record is from the annotation of a GenBank genome assembly.